This is a messenger RNA of Colletotrichum spaethianum, 981 nucleotides long. RefSeq lists its product as uncharacterized. Bases 1 to 981 code for a protein of 326 amino acids. The record is from RefSeq and is a predicted model, not a curated record. The transcript is spliced from 3 exons. Lineage: Eukaryota; Fungi; Ascomycota; Sordariomycetes; Glomerellales; Glomerellaceae.
AUGAAGAGCUCCGUUCUCCUUUCCAUUGUGGCCAUCGCUGCCCAGGUCAUCGCCCUCCCCACCCACGAUGAGCGAUCCGUGGCGCUGCCCAUCAGGGACGUGAACCUCGCGCCCCAGGUCGACGUCAGGCCCAAGCUCCGCCGUGCCAAGGACGAGGAAGCGCAAUCCGACGCUGCCGCGGAUGGCACCGCCGACAAGGAUGCCGCCAAGAAGAAGAAGGAUGCCAAGGCUGCGGACGCCGCCGCCGUUGCUGCUGACGCCGCGGGAACCGGAGCGGCCAACAACGGAACUGCCAACGCCGGCGAUGCCAAGAAGAAUAAGAAGGACAAGAAGAAGGAUGGCAAGGCUGCUAAGGAUGGCAAGGCUGCUAAGGCUGCUAAGGCUGCUAAGGCUGGGGACGCAGCGGCUGCCGGUGGUGCGAAGAACGGAACCGCCAACGCCGGUGAUGCCAAGAAGAACAAGAAGGACAAGAACAAGGCAGCCAAGGCAAAAGGCAAGGACGCCGCGAAGAAGAACAAGGACAAGAACAACGGUGCAGGUGGCGCCGCCAAUAACGGUACUGCCAACGCUGCCGAUGAUGCGGCGGCCGCCAAGGCAAAGAAGGACGCCAAGAAGACUGCCGAGGCCAAGAACAAAGCCGCUGUCGACGCAGCGGCUGCCGGUGGUGCGAAGAACGGAACCGCCAACGCCGGUGGUAAGAAGAAGAAGGGCGGAAAGAAGAACAAAAACAACAACGCCGCCGACGCUGCCGGCGGUGCUGCCACCGGAGGCAACGCUGCGGCGGCGGACGGAAACAACAUCCUCUCUUCCAUUCUCGGUAGUCUCACCGGUGGCGCGGCUGGUGGCGCUGGCAAGGCGGCCGACGGUCAGCAGCAGCAGAACGACCCUCUCGCCCCGCUCACCGGCCUUCUUGGACGCGACGAAGAGUCAGCCGAUGCAGCUGAUGCAGCUGAUGCGGAUGAUGCGGAUGAUGCGGAGUAA